AUGUCACGAGAAAUACGGUACGUGCGUCAUGCAUAUCCUAUGACAAGCAACGCAGGUCUAAAGCCAUGGCUGAACUGUAUACUACUAGGCCCUGUCAUAAGAUACACUCCGAACACCGUCAUGUGGAACAAUACGACAGGGCUGAGAGAUAUCUACGGCGUCCGAAGGAAAGUGCACAAGACAUCGAACUAUCGAUUCCUCGACCAGGGAGUUGCAAAUAUCCUCACCUUAUCGAAUAAAGACGUACAUGCAAGUCGCCGUCGGUUACUGAAUAGCCGUUUCACGGACAAGACGCUGAAGGAAUUUAAACCCAGAUUAUUGUAUCAUGUGCAGAAGCUUUGCAAUGCGCUGAACCCUUCACAAACCUCUUAUUCAGGGUUGUGA
Penicillium alfredii is the source of this 384-nucleotide messenger RNA. Its product is annotated as cytochrome P450. Lineage: Eukaryota; Fungi; Ascomycota; Eurotiomycetes; Eurotiales; Aspergillaceae. The transcript is spliced from 2 exons. Bases 1 to 384 code for a protein of 127 amino acids. Gene Ontology annotation, molecular function: heme binding; oxidoreductase activity, acting on paired donors, with incorporation or reduction of molecular oxygen; iron ion binding. The record is from RefSeq and is a predicted model, not a curated record.